Molecule: messenger RNA, 1850 nt
Organism: Ricinus communis (castor bean)
Lineage: Eukaryota; Viridiplantae; Streptophyta; Magnoliopsida; Malpighiales; Euphorbiaceae
Exons: 6
Coding region: 295-819 (174 amino acids)
Biological process (GO): positive regulation of ATP-dependent activity; protein folding
Cellular component (GO): cytosol
Molecular function (GO): ATPase activator activity; protein-folding chaperone binding
Source: RefSeq, a predicted model, not a curated record
ACUUGAAGAGACCUGAAGUUGCCCAGUCCAAAGAGGUCUAAUGGGUGAACCUAUGAUAAAUAAAGUGUUAAAGCUGAGGAAGUCUGACUGAAACCAGAGAGACAGGGCGGCUCGUGGUUCUUGAAAAGGCAAGAAGCUUCCGGAGAGUGAGGAAGGAAAGAAGACAAGUUUUUUAAUUUCAAUACAAGAUUAGAGUCUGUUGGAGGACUUGGGUUUGAUCCCAAAAUAAUAACAAUAAUAAUAAUAAAGUGAAGAUCUGAAGAUCUGAAGGUCUUGUAAGCAUUGGGAGAGAGAAUGACAGAGGAAGAGAAGAAGGAAGGAGCAUCAUAUAGGUAUUGGGUUAGAGAGACAAAAGCAGAUGCAGCUCCACUUCCUCUUCCCAAGAAACUAUCUCCCAAUGAUGUUGUUCUUAAUAAUACUAAUAAUAAUAACACCCUUGGCUCUGUCUGGAAUCGGGCUGGUACUUGGGAGGAGAAAAGUCUUAAUAAAUGGGCAACUGAUAGGAUUAAGGAGCUGCUUGUGACAGUAGGCUCCUUGGAGUUCUCUGCUGGCAAGGCUGAAAUUUCAGAAGUGUCUAAAUGUUCUGGGGAUGCCUUCUUGGUGACUGUCAGAAACAAGAAACGAGUUGGCUAUACAUAUGAGUUGACAUUGAAAAUAAAAGGAGAGUGGACUGUCAAAGAGGAGAAAAAGACGGUUAAGGCUGAUAUUGAUAUCCCAGAGUUCUCAAUUGGUGAGCUAGAUGAUUUACAGGAUGGCAAAAAAAGCCAUAUGCUCAACAGUUUCCUCUUGCAUACCUCAGAUCAGGCACAAAGGGGAUGAGGACAAUCCUUUUCCACAGGUUGUUCAUAAUAGGAAGGCAAUUAGUAACUGCCCUCCAGAGGAAGUUCUUAACUUUCAAGGGGCUGAGUUUCCACAAGUGCUUCCAAACCGUUGGGUAACUGGAUAGAAGAAUGAGGAUGGCUCAUCUGAUGUGACUGAAGCCUGAUGUGCUUAUAUCCUGAUUUCAUCAUAUAUUGCCCAUUCUUAGUAAAAUACCAUACCAAGCAGUCCUUUCCAGACACAGCAAUGGGGAUAGUCAGAAUUGCUUAUGCGUCUUCUUCAGAACAUAUGCUAGCAACUUUCCUUUGAUCCCAGCCUGAUUUAAUUCCCUUCAGUAAAUCUGGAACUUUCUCCAUAGCAAUAUUUUUAGCCAAUUCUAAAUUUGGCAGGUUCGGAAUCCACCACCCGACACUCCAAAUUUGAGCAGCCAAGCCAUUACCUAUAUUCCACCUUAAUCCUUCUUUCAGCACUUCCUUCCCCAUCAAGAGGCUCGACCAUAACCACAAUUGAUUCGGCUUGCUACCAGCUGUCAUAAAAUCUUCUCUAGGGAAGUAGAGACCUCUCAAAAUCUUCACCCGCGGCUUGUUCUGGUUAUGUAACAGCCUCCAAACAUUGCUUGGCUAGGCAACCUUUGUUGAAAUCUUCAAAGCACCUAGGGAAGUAGAGAGAAGAUAUUUAUCCUAAGGAACUAGCUAUGAACUGUGCAGAUUGGAUGGGGUGAUGGAUAAAUUUGACUCCAACUAGUUUGAGAUUAAUUUUAAUAUUGAGUUCCCUAUUUAAUUUAAUCCAGAUCAUAUUUUGUUCUGACUUUUCCUUAAUCUUGCAUCCUGCUGGUUUUAGGGAGUCUGCACUUCACUCUAAAAAUGAAAAUAAAUAUGCUGCUAUUAGAUUGGCUUCUUUCUGGGUCUGGAUUUUAAGCUAAUGAUAAAUCAAUACUCCUAAUAUUGCAGAUGGAAGUGCGACUUAGCGACGAGAAAGAUCUUUUGCAGGAAGAUAAGCUACAGAUUAACCAGGAUCUGAAACUGUUUCUG